AUGCACAGUACAACUGCGUCCGGUAAUAGCACGUACCGAUAUACUCAUAGUAGUACCACUACCAUAUUGAAUGACGGGGUUUUAAAUGGCUCAAUGGUAUGUGCUUCUAAUUCCAUUGUAUUUGAUCCAAUGAGUUUACUUCGUGAGCAAAAAGAACUUUUGGAACAAGCACAAGCCAGUGAAAUCCGAGCAUCACUGUUUCUUCGCCUACGACUAAGCGCUCAACAAAAGUUAACCGUACAACGCAAUCAAUUGGCCGAACGACGAGCUAUGCAAAAAGAAUUUGAUAGUCUUUCUUCCAAUGCCGUUCCACCCUCUGCCUCUGCGCGGACGACGGCCCCAACACGGCAUACAGCAGCUCUCGUUUCCAAUACGACCGUCGCUGAGGAACUGAAAGGGGAUGGACAACAUUUAUUGUUGGAUGGAGGAGAUGCAAAGGAAGAGAAGGAGGAGCAGCGGUGUCCUGGAUGUACACGUUGUUAUACAGAUAUGGCUGCCUUCUCCCGUCAUCAGGCGAAUUGUAAAGAAUAUGCCGCAUUACUUCGGAAAGCAAGUUUGGCAACUGGAUCCUUAUCACAUGUAGCCAUCUCAACAGAUUCUACAGGAACAAGAGGGCGUUCAACACCAACUUUCAUGGAAGAAUUACAAGCUGUACAGCAACGACUAAAUGUUGUUGGUACUACUACUGCUUCUACGGUUUCUCCUUCUCCUUCCAUUGUUUCUCAUCCAAUGGGGACUAUAACAUCCUUAGUUACAGAGUGUGGAUUAUCUUCUGGAGAGGCACAACGACGAAACGUUGGGGGAAAUACUGUAGUUGCUCCUGCACUUCUUUCGCUACGUACAGAAAGUCAAAGUACGAAUUACUCCGUUUCCAUUCAGUGUUCUACUCCACAGGAAGAGCGACCAGAUGAUCGUGAUGAAAGAGACGGGAGACGAGAAGAACGAGGUUUUUGUUUUUCUAGAGAACUUACCCCUUCAUCUCCUGGUGUAAACUCUCAACAAAGAUUACCAACAACUGGAGUACUUAGUAUAGAUGAGAUACCAGCUGCUGUGACAGCUAGACCCUCUGUAGAUUUAACGGCAACUUCAAUUUCUAUGGGUAUUACUUCUCUUACCGCUAGGGAUAGAGAUGAUAUCGAUGGAUCUGCCAUUAAAGGUCAGCAACUCUUUUCUUGUAGACAGAGUAGUGUUACAAUGAUGAGUAAUAAUGGUAGUGCUGCUAAUUUGAAGAUGGAACCAGAGGGAGUAGAUGAGCCAUUAAAGCCUUGCCCUCAUUGUGGACGUCAGUUUUUUGCAAUAUCACGUUGGCCCCGACAUGUUGCCGUAUGUGAACAACAACAACAACAACAUCCACAACGAAAAGGUUCAAAAACCAAUGCUAGUUCAAGGCGGGUAUAUGAUGCUCGUGCUCACCGAAUAUCUCAGAUAUACGCUGGUGAGAAUAUAAGCCCAAUUAGUAUUUCUAAUGAUAGCAGAAAUCCAUUAGUCUCUAGUAGAGGAAAAGCAGGGAGUGCUUUAUCAUCUACUCGUAAUAGUGGCCCUUUAGAAACUGAAAAGAAAACCCCGAAGUGGCGCAAACAACGUGCACAAUUACGACAGGCAUUACAAUUAGGUAGUGGACGUUCUCAUGAUACUAAUAAAAAUGGUGAUAGUAAUGGAGAUUUAUUUGAAGAUGAUCGAGUAUGUUGUCCCUCAUGUGGACGUCGCUUUGCACCGGCAACAGCUGAACGUCACAUUCCUUUUUGUAAAGAGCGACAAGGGGGAGGGAAAACAAUGCGAAUGUAG
Molecule: messenger RNA, 1785 nt
Organism: Trypanosoma theileri
Lineage: Eukaryota; Euglenozoa; Kinetoplastea; Trypanosomatida; Trypanosomatidae
Exons: 1
Coding region: 1-1785 (594 amino acids)
Source: RefSeq, a predicted model, not a curated record